CCCGCCUCCACCCCCGCCGAGAUCGCCAGCCUCGUCCGCCUCUCCAACCCCACCGUCGCCUUCGCCGUCUCCUCCACCGCCGCCGCCCUCCCCCGCCACCUCCCCACCUUCCUCCUCGACUCCCCGGAAUUCCACUCCUUCCUCACCUCCACCGCCACCUCCACCGCCACUCGGGCGGCGGAGGUGCGCCAGUCCGACGUGGCGGCGAUCCUGUUCUCCUCAGGAACAACGGGCCAGGUGAAGGCGGUGAAACUGACGCACCGGAGCUUCAUCGCGUUGGCGGCCGCGGUUUAUGCGAUGCGCCGGGAGGGACCCCCGAAGGCGAUGCUGCUGGCGGCUCCGAUGUUCCACAUGAUGGGGUUCGUUUUAGCUCUGAAGGGGGUGGUGCUGCUGACGACGACAGUACUGAUGGGCGGAAACCGGGCGGGCGCAACGGAGAUGCUCCGGGCGGCGGCGCAGUACAAGGUGACGGAGAUAACGGCGGCACCACCGGUGGUGGUGGCGAUGGGGCGGCCAGAGGUGGUGGCGGGGCUUGACUUGUCGGCGCUGGAGCGCGUGGUCUGCGGCGGCGCUCCGCUCCACCCGGCGUCGGCGGAGCGGUUCAUGGCGAGGUUCCCUCGCGUGAAGCUCUCCCAGGGAUAUGGUUUAACUGAGGGAGGAGGAGUUUCAUUAUCGAUCGGUCCUGAUGAAUGCAGUAAUGUGAGGUCUGCUGGACGUCUCCAUUAUAAUGUCGAAGCCAAAAUUGUAGAUACUGUCACUGGUGAGGCUUUAUCAGUUGGCCAAGAAGGUGAAUUAUGGAUUCGAGGUCCUGCCGUUAUGAAAGGUUAUGUUGGUGACGAUGAAGCCAAUGCUUCGACCUUUGAUUCUGAUGGUUGGCUGAAGACAGGUGAUCUGUGUUACUUUGAUCAUGACAGUUUUCUUUACAUUGUGGAUAGGUUGAAGGAGUUGAUUAAAUAUAAGGCUUACCAGGUUGCACCUGCUGAAUUGGAGCUUUUGUUACAGUCCUUACCAGAAAUCAUGGAGGCUGCUGUAGUUCCGUACCCACAUGAAGAAGCAGGGCAAAUACCAAUGGCAUUUGUGGUGAGACAACCAGGAAGCAACCUCAGUGAAGCAGAGAUUAUUGAUUUUGUUGCAAAGAAGGUUGCACCAUAUAAAAAGAUACGUAAAGUUGCAUUUGUUGACUCAAUACCAAAAUCAGCAACUGGGAAGAUCUUGAGGAGGGAAUUGAGCAAACAAGCACUUUCUAGCUCCAUAUCUAGAUUAUGAUGCGUGUUUCAUGUCUAGAUCAUGAUGUCUUUUAUUGUAACAAUCUCCUAUAAACUAUGAGUUUCAGGCACAGCAACGGUGCAUCCUAGCACUUGCUUGAUUGGUAAAAGCUUGAAAGGAUCGUGUUUCAUUUGUGAC
Molecule: messenger RNA, 1404 nt
Organism: Elaeis guineensis (African oil palm)
Lineage: Eukaryota; Viridiplantae; Streptophyta; Magnoliopsida; Arecales; Arecaceae
Product: 4-coumarate--CoA ligase-like 7
Molecular function (GO): CoA-ligase activity
Source: RefSeq, a predicted model, not a curated record